Messenger RNA from Tricharina praecox, 6231 nucleotides. Its product is annotated as CCR4-Not complex component, Not1-domain-containing protein. Gene Ontology annotation, molecular function: molecular adaptor activity. Gene Ontology annotation, cellular component: CCR4-NOT core complex; P-body. Bases 1 to 6231 code for a protein of 2076 amino acids. The record is from RefSeq and is a predicted model, not a curated record. The transcript has 5 exons. NCBI's taxonomy places the organism in Eukaryota, Fungi, Ascomycota, Pezizomycetes, Pezizales, Pyronemataceae. Gene Ontology annotation, biological process: nuclear-transcribed mRNA catabolic process, deadenylation-dependent decay.
AUGGAAGUCAACGGGAGGGUUCUUCGGAAGCUGAUCAACGACAACUACGCCCACAUAGUCUCAUCGACCGGCGGCAAUAAGGGAAAUGACUUUCGUAUCCUGUCCGACACGGUCAAGGCAAUUGCGAGCUCACCUCAAACCGCCAAAGAGAAGUUCGCCGAUGCCAUCACCCCCGAUACGCAAGAGUCUUUGAAGGUAUUCAAAGACUUCGAUCUGGCUGCGUUUCUGAACAGUAUGGGGCUCGAUGCGCUUCUGCGAGCCGUACUGGCUCUUGGCUUCAAGGAGCAUCCGAAAGAAGAUCUGCGCAGUAAAGGUCUUGAUGUGCUCCGCCGGGCUUUUCCUUCUAUGCUCGAGAUCCUUGCCAACCCAAACAAGCAUCCCGAGAUGACACCGGAAGGAAUCGCCUAUUUCCUUCGUGAACUCCUGACACCCCCCACACCAACCUUUUUGGACGAGUCGGAGAUCUUGAAGCUGUCUUACGCUGCGCGGUCCCGCUACAAACACACAUCCCUCCCGCCGCAAAUCAUCAACGUGACUGAGCCGCUCGAACACAUGCGCCAACAGGAAUCGCUGGCCAAUACACUACAGCAAUAUGGAGCUGACCGAGUGAAGCUCCCUGACCAUUUCCGAGAGGUUCUGCGGCGGAAAUGGAAUGGCUCGUUCACGGAAGCGGAAAUGGCGGACGUCUUGACGUUCAUGGCAACUGCACCAAAUGCGUCCGAGUGGCGCUCGGAAAACUUCGUGCAAGCAUUGGAGAUGGAAGGCAACCUUGCGCAGAACUUUGAUUGGGCAGAUGUCAUCGAGCAUCUAGAUCGUGAAGAUUUCGUUAUCGAGAGUCCGGCGGGCCUGUAUGUGAUCACUAAUGCUGUUCGUCAAGGUACACAGACUCCCGAUUUCCCUCUGGAUAAGCUCUGGGGCGGACGCUGGAAGUACGCGAGGUCUCAAUGGAGUGUUUUGAGGGCGUACAUCAAAGCCGAUGAGCUGGAUAUCACCAAAGAGCUUGGAAUCCGGAAGAUCUUUUCAUCGGAGGAUUUCGCAACUGCAACCAGCGCCCUGAAGCUGAUGGUGGCUACCUUUGAAACGCACAAGCUGAUCUCGUAUCAUGCUGUCGACGCACUGCUACAUUUGUCGUUGGAAGAGGAUGUUCCCGUGGACGUUCGCACUGGAGCGCAGCAGGAACUAGACAGAGCUGCCAAGUUCACGCCGGAACUGAUCCUUUGCGGCGCCCUCAUGUCGCCCCAGCCUUGGUCACCAAGUCUCGAAAACAUCAUCGAGAGCUUAUUUGAGAUUUUCUUCGAAGGACACCCUAGCCACCAGAUGAUCUUUUGGCGGCUAUGGCAGGUGGACAAGGUGUUGGUCGCACAGCGCUUUGUAGAUGCCUUCAUGCGCAAUCCUCUGACCAUAACACGAAUAUUGGAUAUUGCACAGGAGCUUCGCUGUCUGAACGAUAUGCUGGAGGUUCGCAAUGCUAUGUUCGUUCUCGACAUCGCUUCCUUAGCCGCUCGAAGGGAGUAUCUCAACCUGGAGAAAUGGAUUCAGGAGAUGAUUGGCAAAUACGGCGCCGAAUUCUGGGGGGAAUGUUACCGGUUCUUGAAACUGAAGGCGGAUGCAGAAUACUUAGCUUCCAGGGAGGGUGGCAAGGCGACUAUGGUCAGCUUGAGAGUAGGGCCUGUGCACUCGUUUCUCACGGUUCUGGAUAGCAGCCAUCCUCCAAUGCACCAAGAGCUCCAGGAGCAAGUUACUCAGACGCAGCGAGCGUGUAUUCAGGCAUAUCCUCGGCUCAUCAACAUGGGAACGGGGUUCGAUCCUAUCAUCUUGAACAACAACGGCGAAGGCAAUAGUUUUUCCUCGGCCAUUGACAAGGACAUGCAACAGAAUUACAAAGCCCUGUACGCCCAAGAAACAGAGAUCCGAGAGCUCGUCAAUUACAUGCAGCGGCUUAAGGAAUCGACUGUUCCCCGCGAUCAAGAUUUGUUUGCCUGCAUGAUCCACGGACUUUUUGACGAAUACGAUUGCUAUCCAAACUAUCCUAUCCAUGCACUAGCCACGACAUCGGUGCUUUUUGGGAGCAUCAUUCGCUACAAGGUCAUAGACGGGAUUCCUCUCCGGGUUGCGCUGGCUAUGGUCUACCAAGCCGUCCGAGAUCAUGAGCCAUUGAGCAGCAUGUACAAAUUCGGCCUACAGGCACUGGUUCAAUUUCAGGAACGACUGCGGGAAUGGCGAUCAUACUGUAUGCUUUUGUCCCAAGUACCUGGUCUUCAAGGUACCGAUGUUUGGAAUGUUGUACAAGAAGUGAUCAGCGGGGGUGGGGGCGGUGCGGAGAGGCAGAUUGAGCUUGUUAUCCAGCCAAUUCAGCAACAAUCGCAAUCAGGGACAGCCAAUGGAGACUUGGACAGGGAGCGAGAUAGAGAUAACGAGAUCCCGGAAUUGCCCAAUGGAAAUAUCCUCUCACCAUCUCCCGAAUUGAAGCCGCCAUUUCGAUCCUUACACGCAGACCCCCCUUCGGAUGGUGCAUUCGAGGACCCCGAAGAAGAUGUCCAAGACAAGGUCCUUUUCAUCGUCAACAACGUUUCCAAGUCGAACCUAGACAGCAAACUCAGGGAACUUCGGGAGUGGCUGGAGGAGCCUCACCACCAAUGGUUCGCUGAUUACCUCGUCGUGAAACGCGCCAAGUUGGAACCUAACUACCACGGCCUCUAUCUGGAUCUUCUUGAGAAUUUUGGGCACAGGGGACUGAUCAAUGAGGUGCUUCGCGAGACCUUUGUCAACGUCAUCAAGCUUCUGAACACGGAAUCGACAAUGACCAACGGCACAGAGAGGAACCAUCUUAAGAAUUUGGGCGCCUGGUUAGGUGGCUUGACCCUUGCCAAAGAUAAACCGAUCAAGUUCAAGAAUAUAUCGUUCAAGGAUCUCGUCCUCGAGGGGUGGGAAACCGACCGGCUCGUUGUUGUUCUACCUUUCGUUUGCAAGGUCCUGGAACAGGCAACCAAGUCGACCGCUUUUCUCCCGCCAAAUCCCUGGCUGAUGGCAAUCCUACGGCUCUUGAAGGAGUUGUACGAAAGCGUUGCCCUCAAGCUGAAUUUGAAGUUCGAGAUCGAGGUCCUCUGCAAGAACUUGGGACUGGACGUAAAGGAGAUAGAGGCAGCUACGGACAUCGCGGAGGUGAAGCAACGGCAGGAACUUCGGGAAGUGGAGGCGGAAGAGGCUGCACUUGCUCAGCUGGACACCCUUUCAUUGCAACAACAGGACUACACUUCCAGUUCAAACCAAAUACCGCCUUCGUUCACUGAAAACAUUUCAAUCAACUCGAUCAUCAGGGAUCCCACGGUGAAGCGGAUCAUCAUCACUGCCAUCGAACGGACGGCACAUGAGAUACUCGGUCCAGUCGUCGAGAGAUCCGUUACUAUCGCCACCAUUGCAACGUCUCAGCUCAUCCAGAAAGAUUUUGCCACCGAACCGGAUGAGAACAAGAUGCGAAACGCCGCCGUCGGGAUGGCACAACGUCUUGCUGGCCAUCUCGCGCUGGUAACCUGUAAGGAACCGAUGCGAUUGAGCAUGGUGAACAACAUCCGCAAUGGGCUUAUUCAGAGUGGGUAUAACGAGGCUGCCGUGUCAGAACAAGCCAUCACCAUGAUCGUCAAUGACAAUUUGGAGUAUGUCUGCCAAACUGUCGAGCGAGCAGCUGAACGGGGGGCUGUGCCCCAGGUCGAUGAGAGCCUACGUACGUCAUACCAGAUGAGGAAACGACACCGGGAGUCACGGACUGCGCAGCCGUUCGUGUCGCCUGAUGUUUCGAGAUACGCCUUGCAACUACCGGAUGUAUUUCGUUUGAAGCCUGGGGGUCUCACUGCACAGCAACUGGCCGUCUACGACGAUUUUGCUCGGCCAAGCCCCGUUACUACUGCCGAACCGCCCAAGGGACAGACACUCGACGGCUACGACUAUCUCCCCCAGAAUUUCCAGCAAGGGACACCCGGUAUCGCGGAUACCCCUUCUGUCGAGCACCAACGCCCUAUCGAGCCCCCGGCACCGGCAUCGCCGCCGCAAUCCGCCUUCGAACGGGGUCACUACCAGGAGAAGGUUGUCAUCGCAAUCAGCGAGAUGCGGCAUAUUGGGGAGGAGUGCGAAGCGCACAACCUACAGGAGCUUCAUGCCGAUCAUCAGAUUUUCCAGUACAUUGAGAGCAUCCUGCACAAUAUCGGAAGCAUUCCUAAUGCCACCAAGCUCAAGGAUUCUGUCUGUACUAACGCUGCUUCCCAUCUAUGCAGCCUGGUCUAUGCGGAUAACCAAUCACUGCUGGUGGUUGAGUCUUUGGUGCUGUUGCUCCGGAAACUAUGCGAGCUGUCCCCAAAUACCGCCAAAGAGGUCGUCAUGUGGCUUGCUCGGGACAAGGAGGACGGAGUCAACGAGCGCAUACUUAAUGUCAGGGCGACGGCUGUGCUUCUUCGGUCUUCUCUUUUGACGGUACCUCACCUAGACAUGACGCUGUCCAAGUUGAUCAUCGCCCGGAAGCCUAUUGCGCUCGAGUUCCUGUCAAGCCUUCUCAAAGAGGUUCAACAGGGUGACUCCCCCUUACUCUAUAGGACUGAUUUCGCUACCUCUUUCGAUGCCGUUGGCGAUUGGAUCAAGGAAGAUCCGGCAAACCCCACCGCUACGGCGCUUUUCAAGGACCUUCAAGAUUCGGACGAUGAAGAUGAGGAACGCAACCUCCGGGACCAAAUGGAAUACAUCUUUGUUGAAUGGGUUCGGCUUUACGAGCAACUUACAACCAACGAUAAACAUUAUUCGGCAUUCGUCAUUCAACUGCAUCAAGCGAAGUAUCUUGAAGACCCACCGAAGUCUAUUGAGUUCUUUCGCACUUGCAUCGAGUAUUGCAUAUCCGAAUACGAGAACCAGAACCAAAAUGGAGCGAGCAUCGCGACAAACUGCUACAUCCCAAUCGAUGCGCUUGCGAAGAUGGUGAUGUUGCUUGUCCGUUACCAGGUAGAUGAUGGGGACUCGCAAGAGCAGCUCGACAAGGUUCAAUACUUUGAGGGUUUACUUGCGAACGUCGUCAUAGUUUUCAAUCACCACUACGAGACUCGCAGUGACGGUCUAUGCGGCAAGGUGUUCUUCAGAUUUUUCUCGACCCUACUUUUCGAGUUUCGACAAAUCGAGCAUCAGAUGGACGAGUAUGCGGAUCGCAUUCUGGGGUUGUUUGCAGACUGCUUUUUGACCCUGCAACCGGUGUUCUUCCCGCUUUUUGCAUUCCAUUGGACUACGUUGAUCUGCCAUCGGUAUUUCAUGCCAAAGUUGCUCAUGACGUCUAAGGGCCAGCCCAUCUUCACCAAGCUUUUGUGUAUCUACCUUAGCUGGAUCGGUAUGCUCUUGAAGGAACACCAGCCUCUCCAGGGCGUGGUCAAAAUCCUCCACCAAGGGGCAUUGAGACUGCUUCUUGUCCUGCAUCACGACUUCCCGACCUACCUGGCGGAGUAUUACUUCCCUAUUGUGGAUGCAAUCCCAACCGAGUGCACUCAGCUUCGCAACCUGGUUUUGAGCACAUUGCCCCCCACCCUCGCAGAAUUCCCGGAUCCUUUUGCGACUGGAUUGAAUGUCAAGUCCCUUCCCGCGAUUAAGGAUUCCCCUACUAUCUGCGGGGAUGUCAGCGGUGCAUUACAGAAGGCGGACUUGAAAGAUUUCGUUGAUAGCAUCAUUCACGGUAGCCAAGAGCCAGCUGGCGAUGUGCUCGCUGCCAUUGUCGAAGCGCUCGAAUUUCCACCUGCUUCUGGUGCAGUUGCGGUAAAUGUCGGCGCGAUGAACAGCUUGAUGCUGUAUGUAGGUUUAGACGCCAUACAGAGUGCCGAAUCCCAAGGAUUGGCCAUCUUCCAGCCCGAGGGUGCUCAUGCAGCAUUGCUUUCUCACGUUGCCAUGGCCUUGAAGCCCUACGGACGCCACUUCUUCCUGAGCGCCGCCGCAAACCACCUCCGAUACCCCAGCAGCCACACCUACUACUUCCACUGCCUGAUCCUUCACAUUUUCGACUUUGCUGGCGGGCUUCCCCAGGAGGAGCGAGUGCGAGAGCAGGUUACACGGGUUUUGGUAGAGCGCUUAGUAGUUCAUCGACCCCACCCUUGGGGCCUGAUCAUUACACUACUUGAGCUUUUCCGGAGCCGUGAGCAAGAGUUUUGGAAUUUGCAGGCUGUCGCUCAAGCCCCUGAAAUUGCUCGUCUCUUCAGCGCAGUUUUGCCAUAG